Messenger RNA from Fundulus heteroclitus (mummichog), 2295 nucleotides. Its product is annotated as alpha-N-acetylgalactosaminide alpha-2,6-sialyltransferase 3-like. The record is from RefSeq and is a predicted model, not a curated record. Lineage: Eukaryota; Metazoa; Chordata; Actinopteri; Cyprinodontiformes; Fundulidae. The coding region runs from base 7 to 660 and encodes 217 amino acids. Gene Ontology annotation, molecular function: alpha-N-acetylgalactosaminide alpha-2,6-sialyltransferase activity. Gene Ontology annotation, biological process: ganglioside biosynthetic process; oligosaccharide metabolic process. The transcript has 3 exons.
GGUCAGAUGCUUGGUGCCGGCACGGCAGAUGAAAUCGACCAAACAGAAUGCGUGAUCCGUAUGAACAACGCCCCCACCAGAGGUUUCGAGGAGGACGUCGGGAGCCGCACCGACGUCCGGGUCGUGUCUCACACCUCUGUUCCCCUGCUGGUUAAAAACGAGCGGUAUUAUUUCAAACAAUCUGCAAACACGACGUACGUGAUUUGGGGCCCCGAGAAGAAUAUGAAGCAAGACGGAAAAGGAGUUACUUUCAAUGCGCUCCUGAAGCUGGCCACCAAGUAUCUGAAAGCAAAAAUUUAUAUGGUGACCCGAGACAAGAUUCAGUACUGUGACAACGUGUUUCAGAAUGAAACAGGACUAAACAGGAUGAAAACGGGUGCCUUUCUCAGCACUGGAUUUUUCAGUAUGAUCCUCGCUAUGGACAUGUGUGACAGCAUCAGUGUUUAUGGAAUGAUUGAUGAUAACUACUGCAACCGAGCACAUCACAGAGUAGUUCCUUACCAUUACUACGAGCAGAAGAAGAUCAGUGAAUGCAAGAUGUACACGUUCCACCAGAACAAAAAGCUCGCAGGACACCGCUACAUCACUGAGAAGGCUAUCUAUGCCAAAUGGGCAACACGCCACAAGAUACAGUUUAAACAUCCUGCAUGGAGGCUCUGAGGAAUGGCAUCUUAUAUACUAAAUAUCCUGUCAACAGGUGAUGGUGUUACAAAAGCAGGUGGAAGUUACUGUACUCAAGCUUUAUGUUCUUGUUUCAACCAAACAGUUUUUACUUUUUAUUAUUUUUAUGUGAUGAAGGGCAUUUAACUGGCAGCGUUCAGUGUCUGUCAUUGAUUAUUUAGGUUGUGUUUACCCAUAUUUAAAUGGAUUCCAGUAAAGCCCAACAAAGCACAAAACUGAAACAGUUUAUGUCACAGUUGGCUACCAAUCAUUCAUUCAUUUCCAUCUUGUGUCUAAAUUUUAAGACCUAUUCUGCCCAUUUUUUUUUUACCUGUUUAUUCUUUAGACAAAUACAACAUGUACUUUUAAAGACAUGAACCUGCAAUUGUAAAUAACAUUUCUGUACAAUGUUAGAUAGAAUAUAUUAGGUAUAAAUAUUCAAGACAUCAAUGUUACAAAUAUGCAAUUUAAAAGGCUUGAUUAUGUUCGUUGGCUUACGUCGUGUUCAUACCAAUAAAUCUGUUUCACAUUCUGCCAAAUACCAACCAGAAAAGUAACAUACAAAACAUACAAAAUGAGGUAUGUAGAGAAAAAAUAUUAAUACAGCCUCAGGGGUCUUUCAGAUUAAGUGUCUAUGCUGGCAGGUCAUGUGACACAUAGACUGAACAUAGGUGGACUUCCUUUCCAUAAAUAUGUGACUUUUAAGGUAAUUGUUUGCACCAUAACUUUUUAAAGACUUCAUAGCAAAAGGGGUUGAUUUAUUUUUUUCUCAUUUCACUUUGCCAUCUUAAACAGUUUCAUAAAAUAGAAUUAAAGUUCAUAGUAAGUAAAAGUUAAAUUGCAGGUUGAAAUUGUUUUGAAAUGAAAAACAGGCUGAAAUCUUACUUUAUUGAUGUGCAAAUCUAGUAGAGACAUAUCCUAAAAGACUUGCCUGGCUCAAUCCUUGGACUCCGAGUUGAGCAAAAAUCCUAAACACACUUUCAGAUUUCUAUAUGUAAAAAAAGGAAUUUGAAACCCCACAUAUGCUUUUUAAUUCCAUUUUUAUCUAUUCACCGCAUUGAGUUGGUCUGUCACUUAAAAUACUAAUAAAAUACACUGUCAUUAGAAGUUGUAAGGUAACAAAAUGGGCCUCAAAAGUUUUACAGAAUACGACUAGUGAAAAUGAAAGCUUCCAUAAACUAGCGUUUAUGUAAAAUAUUUUCUGUCUAUUGCUUGCCUUUUUUAAUGUCUCUGUGGUUAAUUUUUUUCUUACUAAAAAACAACAACAUAAAAGAAUAGAUGCUCAAACAGAUUAUUUUGUAAAGUUGGAUGCAUUGAAAGGAAUUUUCUUUUUUUGUUUGAGGUAUUUUGCUCUGAUUGUAUCUAUUUAUCUAAAUGCCUGGUUGCAGCCUGUAAAUGCAAUAGACAUGCCUGUUACUGAAGCCUUUGAUGAUGCUGGAUGACAUGUUGAAUGUGUGCAACAGAGUGGGCAAGGUUGCAAUGUUUCUGAUCGUUUUAUGAGUAAGCGAACUGUAAUGAAUGGUAGGUGUAAUUUCCCACACUUGUUGGUCUUUGAAUGCACCAUACGGGUUCCGAUAAACUGGUUCGGCUGGGGAUUUUGAAAAAUAAACAACCCCUUCUUGUUCAUCGAGCUGA